Molecule: messenger RNA, 1266 nt
Organism: Neomonachus schauinslandi (Hawaiian monk seal)
Lineage: Eukaryota; Metazoa; Chordata; Mammalia; Carnivora; Phocidae
Product: Y-box-binding protein 2-like
Biological process (GO): regulation of gene expression
Cellular component (GO): nucleus
Molecular function (GO): nucleic acid binding
Source: RefSeq, a predicted model, not a curated record
AUGGGGGCGAGGCUCAGGGCGCGAGGACCGAGCCGGGCGGCGGGUUCGCGAGCCCGGGGGGGAGGGGCCGGGGCGGUGGCGGCGGCGGAGGAGACCGAGGAGGUGGCGGCGGCGGGGGUCGGUACCGGACCCGGCGGGAUGAGCGAGGCGGAGGCGGCAGCGGUGGCGACAGCGGCAGGGAUGGUAGCGGUGGUGGUACCGGUGUCCGCGGGGGAGCCACAGAAAGCAGGCGGCGGGGCGGGCGGCGGCGGGGUCGGAGCCGCCUCGGGCCCCGCUGCCGGGAUCCCCUAGGCGCCGGGUCGCCGCACCCCUGGCAACCCGGCGACCGCAGCGUCAGGGACCCCCGCGCCCCCGGCCCGGAAUCAGGUGGACCAGCCGGUGCUGGCAAUCCAAGUCCUGGGCACUGUCAAAUGGUUCAACGUCCGGAAUGGUUACGGAUUCAUCAACAGGAAUGACACCAAGGAGGAUGUCUUUGUUUACCAGACGGCCAUUAAAAGAAACAACCCCAGGAAGUUCCUGCGCAGCGUCGGAGACGGGGAGACAGCGGAGUUCGAUGUCGUGGAGGCAAAGAAGGGUGCAGAAGCUGCUAACGUAACUGGGCCGGGGGGCGUGCGGGUGAAGGGCAGCCGCUAUGCCCCCAAUCGACGCAGGUUCCGCAGGUUCAUCCCGCGGCCUCGUCCAGCUGCCCCGCCACCCAUGGUGGCAGAAGCUCCAUCAGGCGGGACUGAACCGGGCAGCGAAGGGGAGCGGGACGAGGACUCUGGGCAGAGGCCCAGGCGGCGGCGCCCACCUCCCUUCUUCUACCAACGGCGCUUUGUGCGAGGCCCUCGGCUCCCCAGCCAGCAUCAGCCUAUAGACCCCAAAGAGACAGCCCCAUUGGAGGGGGAUCAACAGGGAGAUGAGCGUAUCCCCCCUCCCAGAUUCCGGCCUCGGUACCGAAGGCCUUUCUGCCCCAGGCCACCCCCGCAGCCUACCACAGAAGGUGGGGAUGGCGAGACCAAGCCCAGCCAAGGCCUCACUGAUGGGUCCCGGCCUGAGCCUCAGCGCCCACGUAACCGCCCCUCUUUUCAGCGGCGGCGGCAGCAGCCCCCCGGAUCCAGGCAGCCCACAGCCCCGGAGACCUCGGCCCCCAUCAACAGUGGGGACCCCCCACCACAUACUGGAGUGACUCCAACACGAAGGACCCCCAGAGCUACCAUCUGGUUGUCUGCCAGUUUUUCCAGCUGCCCUGUACCCCACCCAGCACCCCCUCUCCCCUUCCCAUGA